Rosa rugosa (rugosa rose) is the source of this 2245-nucleotide messenger RNA. RefSeq names its product cysteine-rich receptor-like protein kinase 44. The record is from RefSeq and is a predicted model, not a curated record. The coding region runs from base 110 to 2062 and encodes 650 amino acids. Gene Ontology annotation, molecular function: ATP binding; protein kinase activity. The transcript has 7 exons. Lineage: Eukaryota; Viridiplantae; Streptophyta; Magnoliopsida; Rosales; Rosaceae. Gene Ontology annotation, biological process: protein phosphorylation.
UUUGAUUUUCUGUCUCAAAUAAUAAUGCAUGAUAGGAGCCCAUGAGCAAGCAAUUGAAGACAAGUUGUACUACUCUCAAUGAAAUAGCACUUUUACUUGAGCAACAGAAAUGAGUUCCUCAAGAUUGCUUUUCUUCAUGCUAAUUCCUAUUAUCUUGGACCUUGUUGCUGCUGCCACAGCGCAAAUUGAUGACGGUGUAUGUACUUUCACAGCUGAUUUCUGCUGGAGAUGUUCCAGCAUUGGCACCUACACUGAUGACAGCAUCUACCAAGAAAACCUAAACAACCUCCUGUCCAACUUCUCUUCCAACACCCAAAUCAAUUACGGGUUUUACAAUUCUUCCACGGGACAGGACCCCAACAAGGUUAAUGCAAUUGCAUUGUGUAGAGGAGAUAUCACACUGGACAUGUGCCAUACUUGUGUCAAGGAGGCCAGUCAACUUCUCUUCCAGAAUUGCUCACAUCAAAAGGAAGCGAUCCUAUGGGCUCAGCCUUGUAUGGUACGGUACUCGAGCAAGUUAAUAUUUGAUAUUCAGGAAGAUGAACCUAUCAAGUAUGUCCCUAGCCCUACCGAUGCAGCGAACAUAGAACAGUUUACACCACUGCUAAAUUCCUUGUUGGAUACCUUAAGUGAGAAAGCGGCAUCAGGGGACUCUCUCAAAAAAUAUGCAGCAGGACAUACAACUCUCCAAGUUGUUCCAAAAUAUCAAGCAAUAUAUGGACUUGUUCAGUGCACUCCAGAUAUGGACAAGAACAAUUGCAGCAAUUGCCUUCAAGAUGCUAUCUCAAAAAUUCCAACAUGUUGUGGUGGAAAGCAAGGAGGAAGAGUUCUUAAACCCAGCUGCAGUGUAAGGUUUGAGGCCACUCUUUUCUACGAGUCUACAGCCGAUUCGGAAGUGAGUCUUCCACCAAUAAAAGGAAAGAAGGGGAACGCGUCAAAAACUACCAUGAUCAUCAUCAUUGUGGCCGUGAUUGCUUUUAUCCUCACACUUCUCGUCAGCAUAUGCAUUUUUUUCAGAGCAAAGAAGCGAAAUCUUGAAAAUGAUAAUUCCGGUGAAAUUAGUUUGGCAGAUUCAUUGCAAUAUGACUUUGAAACUAUUAGAGAUGCAACAGAUGACUUCUCUGAUGAAAAUAAGCUUGGACAAGGUGGAUUUGGAGCUGUUUAUAAGGGUCGUCUAGCUAAUGGACAGGAUAUAGCUGUCAAAAGGCUCUCUAAGAAUUCUGAACAGGGUGACCAAGAGUUCAAAAAUGAGGUCACAUUAGUUGCUCAACUUCAACAUCGGAAUUUAGUAAGGCUCCGAGGAUUUUGCUUGAAAAUGAAGGAAAGGAUCCUAAUUUACGAAUACGUGCCUAACACGAGUCUUGAUCACUUCAUCUUUGAUCCAAUCAAUCACGGGCAUUUGGAUUGGGACACACGUUACAAAAUCAUAGGAGGCAUUGCUCGAGGGAUUCUCUACCUCCAUGAAGAUUCUCGACUUCGAAUCAUCCAUCGUGACCUUAAACCCAGCAAUAUUUUAUUAGAUGGGGAUAUGAAUCCUAAAAUUGCAGAUUUUGGCAUGGCAAGAUUAUUUCUGAUGGAUCAAACUCAAGGACACACAAACAGAGUCGUAGGGACCUAUGGAUACAUGGCUCCAGAGUAUGCCAUCCAUGGGCGUUUCUCUGUCAAAUCGGAUGUCUUCAGUUUUGGUGUGUUAGUUCUUGAGAUUGUGAGUGGCAAGAAAGUGAGCACUUUUCGGAAUGGUGAGAAUGAAGAGGACCUUCUCAGCUAUGCAUGGCGAAGUUGGAAAGAGGACACAGUUCAUAAUAUCAUAGAUCCAAUGUUGACAAAGAGUUCAAGGAUUGAAACAAUGAGAUGUAUUCACAUUGGCUUACUUUGCGUCCAAGAAAAUCUGAAUAGUAGACCAACUAUGUCUUCAGUUGUUUCCAUGCUUAAUAGCGAUUCUGUUACACUCUCACUACCAUUGCGACCUGGAUAUUUUUUGCAAUAUAAUGAUGAAUCAGACAUCACCGAACUGACAGAGUCAAGAAAUGAGGCUUCAAUUACGAAUCCAUAUCCUCGCUAGUGAUGACUGAUGAGUAUGUAUGUGCCAUAUUCCCACAUAUUUUGACCUUGGAUUAUUUUUAGCACACCUUUUUCUUGCUGGCUAUUCUUAGCGGAAGUUAGCUUUGGUGUCUUCUUGUUUGGUUUUGCUGAAUUGUAUGGAAAUCCUUGGUAGAAUAGCUUCCCAAGUAAGCAUGCUCUGGCU